This is a messenger RNA of Anthonomus grandis grandis, 4266 nucleotides long. RefSeq names its product leucine-rich PPR motif-containing protein, mitochondrial (gene bsf). Lineage: Eukaryota; Metazoa; Arthropoda; Insecta; Coleoptera; Curculionidae. Bases 123 to 4190 code for a protein of 1355 amino acids. The transcript is spliced from 12 exons. The record is from RefSeq and is a predicted model, not a curated record. Gene Ontology annotation, molecular function: protein binding.
GCGUGCUAUCAAUUAAUUUUUACCAACCAAAAGAACCAGAAUCAGAAAAAACCCCAUAAAACAUAAAUAAAUCCCCUAAACUAAUCACUAAGUAUUAUAGUUCUUAACGCACACGAGGGGCUAUGGCUUCGAUACUAAGAUCCUCGAAAUUCGUGAGAUAUAUCGCGGGAUUCGCGAAAAAUGUGGUCGUAAAUACCCCGAGGGAGUUCGACGGGACUCUAGUGAACACAGCGUCGGCCCAAUGUUAUUGCGGGGCCUUCCCACGGGGUCUGGCCACACAAACGUCGGCACAACAACACGAUCAGAACCUGGAACGGAGGCUGAAAUCCUUAGAUCAGGAUGUGAGGAAAUCCGGUCGAAUAUCCCGCAGGGACAUCGAGGAUGUCUUGGAGGAGAUACGGAACGCACGGUCCGCUACUACUUCACAGUCACUCUUAGUUAUAAGAUGUUGUGGCAGCCUAGUCCCAGACGAACUACCAGAGGUCAGAACAAAACUGGUACAAGAAAUAUGGAACACUUUAAACAAAAUAAACGUACCGAUGGACGUCUCGCACUACAACGCCCUAUUGCGAGUCUAUUUAGAAAACGAACAUCCUUUUUCACCCACCGAUUUCCUAAGCGACAUGGAGAGCAAGGGAAUAGAACCGAACAGGGUCACAUACCAAAGAUUGAUUUCGAGAUAUUGCCAGGAGGGAGAUAUCGAGGGGGCAACCAAAAUUUUGGAAUAUAUGAGAGAGAAACAGAUGGCGGUUAAUGAAAAUGUGUUUAAUGCCCUUAUAUUUGGACAUUCUCAAGCUGGUGACAUGGACUCGGCCCAUGGCAUUUUAUCAGUAAUGGCUCAAGCUGGUCUUGAACCAAGUGCAGACACCUACACGACCCUCUUAUGCGGUUACGCCAAACAAGGCAACAUGGACCAGAUCAACAAACUGAUCGCGGAAUGUGAAGAAAAAGAGAUUUUCCUAUUGGACAAGGACUAUUUGGACAUCGUUUAUGCCUUAGCGACAAACGGACAUGGGCAACACGUACCCGAGAUAUUAUCGCGGGUUAAAAGGUCGAUCGGGUACAACCAGGACGCCUUGAACCUCAUCCUGAGGUUAAUAAACAAAGGUCAAGACGAUGCGGCGUUCGCCGUCUUAAAAACCAUGGUUAGGUCCACACAAGCCGAUGGUUCCUUGAUGCCCAUAGGCACAUUUUUCAUAAGGCAAAUGGUGAAAGCGGACAGGGACCUGGAGACUAUUGUUUCCUACUGUCAGAAGUUGGAAGAGGAACAGAUGUACUCCAGAGGUCUCCUUUUAGCCGCAGAGUGUAGCCUGGAACAGGGAAAAGAGGAACUCGCCUAUGCCUUAUUCGAAAAACUGAAGGAACAAGGUCUGGAGAUCAGGCAGCACUACUUUUGGCCCCUAAUAGUGUCCAAAGGUGACGACCCUAGCGGCCGGGGCGUCGUCGCCGUGCUACAAAAGAUGCACGAGUUCGGAUUGACUCCCAGUUUGGAAACUUUACGCGAUUGGGUGUUGCCGAACCUUAAAGGGAACAGCAGUCAACUUUUGACGUUGUUAAGGGAGGCGAAUGUUUCAGUAGGUGCCUCGGCAUGUAGUAUCGUAACAAAUCUGCUGAUUAAGAAUGAAAUCGCCGAAGCAGCCACCAUCGCUUCCAGUGUACCGGCUUACUACAUUCCGGAACUGAUCAGGAGACCUUUAACUAACGCGUUGUGUGCUACUGGGGAUGUGGAUUCUUAUGUUUCGAUCAUACGUCAGGUGUAUGAAAAUUUAAACAGGAGACAGAAUAUGGUGCAGUCGGAUAACGGGGAGAAAGUAGAUGGAGCUGCUGUCGUCGGGGCUUUUCUAGUAGAUCUCGCUUCGAACAAGAAGAACUUUGAGAAGUAUAUUUCGGUGAUAUUGGAAAAACUAGUCGAGCAAGGCUUAAGCAUCACAACGUCAACCGCCGAAAAAAUCGAAAGUAAACUAGGAGAAAAAAUGACGGAAACGAUAUCGGACCUACUGGGCAAACUCACUUCGGGCGAACUGACCCCAGUGCCCAUCUCGAAGAGGCCGACUUACGUCCCGUACCACGAAAUGAACACGGAACAGCUGGAAAAACUCGUCGAGAAUUUAGAGUCGAAAAAUAUCGACGCGUGGGGAUACAAACGGCGUCUUCUAACUUUAUAUUAUAGGGGAAAACAUUUAGAAAAACUGGAGAAUCUGAUCGAGAACUUGAAAGGAAACCCGAACUUCGAACUCGGCCCGGGAAUCCACGCGAUUCUCUUGGACACUUACGCCUACCACGGCCACUUGGACAAAGCGUUGGAACAGUUGGAAAUCGUUAAAAAACUAGAGGGAGACAAAUUCGAACUGGACGAGGACAAAGUGGUCAGACUGGCCGGUUUGAUGGUUAAACAGGACAAGUUCGAGGACGCGAUCAAACUCCUGGAAGUUUCCGGUGUUCAUUUGACAGAAAUCCCUAGGGACAAAGUGGACCGGGGUUACACGUACAACUCGUUGGUGUGGCGCACCUUAAACUGGAUGGCGGAACAAGGUCAAGCGGAAAAUCUGGAGAAAUUCUUGGAUACCCUUAUCAAACACGACUACAUCGACGUGAAUAACGUGUUUUUAGGACCGCUGGUUAAGGUUUAUCUCGUAAAGGAAGACAUGGAAACCGCUUUAAAGAAGUUUGAAUGGGCCGUGGAACAGUACCGUUUGACCCCCUGGAAAAACGAGCUGGCCUGCAAACUGAUCCAGAAAGAGGACGCGGAUAAAUUACAAAAGUUGACCGAUUUAAGUACGAUCGUGCACGGGGAAAUCAACAGUUUGUACGAUUUGGUGUUUGCGUUCGUCGAGUGUGGCAGGAUUAGGCAGGCUAGGAAGAUUUUGGAGACCCCCGGACUACAGAAUAGGCCGCAGAGGAUCAAUAACGCUUGUGAGAGGUUCCAACAGGAAGGCCUCGUAAAACCCCUCGAAGGACUAAAGGACGCCACCAAAGAUUUAACUUAUAUAGACCGCAACGACAUUUACUAUCAACUGUUGCUCAGUUAUAUAAAACAGAACGACGCCGAAAAAUGUAUGGGCUUAUGGACCCAGAUGCAAGAAGAAGAUUUGGCUCCAUCCGAUCAGUUUUUGUUGACUUUGGGCAGUUUUUUGCAAGAAAAUGGUUUACAAGUUCCAUUCUCGAUUCCCCAACCUAAAAUCAAACAGCGACCAGCUACAACACCCGGCCAAGAACAGCAAACGGUUACAAGUAGACCGAGACCGGGCGUCAGUGUGGCCGCCAAUAAUUUCCGCACCAAGUUAUCCCAGGGUGACGUAGAUGGAUGUUUGAAAACCGCGAAUCAUGCCCAGGUCUCGGUUUCCGAUGCGUCGCAACUCAUCGAAAAGUUGAUCCAUCAGGAGCGACUUCAGGACGCCACCAAAGUGACGAUGACGUUAUUGAAUAGGGGCGCUUUUCCGGUUCAAAAAAUAUUUAGGUUCUUACUAAACAAACUAGCAGCCGCAGGCCAAGUAGACGCUCUGGAACAAAUCGGUGAAAAAAUAUCCGUAGACGUAAAACGGCUGAUUUCGUUCGAUAAUCGAUUCUGUCACGCGAACAUCGUCGCGGGACGGGUCGAGGCGUAUUUGCAAAAACUGGAACAAGAUCUGGACAACGCAUCGGAUGACCAAUUGGAGGCCAUCAGCAGCCAAUUUCCUAGGGGCGGGGCCUACGGUAUUUUGGAAAGACAUCCCGAAUAUACCGACAAAUUUGAACAAAUGGCAAUAAAGUACGCGAAACGGGGAAUAGUGGGUCCGCUAAACGUCCUCUGGACGAAAUACUUUAUCAGUAACGAAGUGGAGAAAUCGAAUCAAUUAUGGCAUGAGUACCUUAAAGACGCCCCCAGGAUUAUGUUCCAGAAAAUCAUCCAAAUCGCCCGUGACACCCACGACGAGGAACUAAUCAAAAGACUAACGGAACAUUUGAAAAUAAGUAACGUGACCCCCGGUGCCAUCGGAAACAUCUUCAGUUGUUACAUUGACGUGCUAGUGGCCAAAAAUAAGCCGAAUGAAGUCGAAGUUGUGUUUCAGCAAGCGUUAAGUCAAGUUUCGAUCGACAACAUUAACAGGACGGCCGUUUUACGGGUGAAAGAGGUCUUCGAGAAAUCAGGGAAGACUUUCGAUUAUCCCAUACCAGCUAAACAUAAAAGUAGCACGCAGGAGGAAGAUUGAGGAGGGGCGGUACAUUUGUGAUUGUUAAUUUUAGAGUUAUAAGCUUACUAUAAUAAAGUAUUGUUUGUUUUGUAAA